Molecule: messenger RNA, 1515 nt
Organism: Punica granatum (pomegranate)
Lineage: Eukaryota; Viridiplantae; Streptophyta; Magnoliopsida; Myrtales; Lythraceae
Source: RefSeq, a predicted model, not a curated record
CGAUAUCUUGAGAUAUAUAGUCGAAAAGAGAAUGGUUACUGAUAUCGGGGAAAUGAGGGCAAACCAACGGGCUAAAGGCCACGCAUCCAUCCUAGCCAUUGGAACUGCUACUCCCGAAAGCUGUUUCCAUCAAGCUGAUUUUCCUGACUACUACUUUCGUGUCACAAAAAGCGAACACAUGACCGUCCUCAAACAGAAGUUCACUCGCAUUUGCGAAAGGUCGACGGUAAAGAAAAGGUAUAUGAUCUUCACAGAAGAGUUUCUUGAGGAAAACCCUAUGUUCUGCUCCCACAGUGCUCCAUCUCUUAAUGCUCGACAAGACACGCUAAUGGACUACAUACCAAAGCUAGCUGCGAAAGCAGCAUCCAAGGCUAUCAAGGAGUGGGAACCCAAGUCGAUGAUCACCCAUGUCAUCGUAUGCACUGUUAUUGCAUCAGAAAUGCCUGGGGUGGACGUUAAGCUGAUUAAGCUAUUGGGGCUCAAUCCAUCCGUCAAAAGGAUCAUGCUCUAUCACCAGGGUUGCUUUGCUGGUGGAACGGUCCUUCGGAUAGCUAAGGAUCUCGCGGAGAAUAAUGCCAAUGCACGAGUGCUCGUAGUCAAUGCUGAGAGCAUUAUCGGAGACUUUCGAGGGCCAUCUGAGGAAAAUAUGGCUUCUCUUGUAUUGCAGGCAAUCUUCGGGGAUGGUGCAGCUGCACUGAUAAUUGGUGCUGAUCCGAUAGACCAGGUUGAGCGACCCAUAUUCCAAAUUGCAUUCACUGCAGAGACCAUCAUACCUGACACAGAAGAUGGUGUCGCAGGAAAGUUACGAGAUACGGGUUUAAAAUUCAUCUUAUCAGACAAUGUUCCCUCCUUGAUUGCUGACAACAUUGAGAAGAGCUUGAUGGAGGCCUUCGGUCCAAUUGGUAUCAAUGAUUGGAACUCAAUAUUUUGGGCACCUCACCCAGGCGGCCCGAAAAUCCUCGACAAAAUUGAAUCAAAGCUACGAUUAACCAAAGACAAGUUAGCGGCUACCAGGCAUAUGUUGCAAGAGUACGGGAACAUGUCUAGCGCCUGUGUGCUAUUCAUUCUUGAUGAGAUGAGGAGGAGGUCAAAAGAGGAUGGAAUGCUCACCACCGGCGAAGGCCUCAAGUGGGGCGUACUUUUCGGGUUUGGCCCAGGCCUUACCGUUGAGACUGUCGUGCUUCGCAGCUGUCCUAUCGUGUAGUGAUAACCGUACUGUAAGAUCAACCUUAAUGGUUCGUGUUUGUGCGUGUGUUUUUUUCUUUUCAGUGCACUGGUUCGUUUGUGUCUUAAUAUCUAGUCAAUUCGUUUGCAUGGUUUGUUGUGGUUUAAGUAAUACAAAAUAAAUUGUAUGUACGCACUCUGGGAAGGCAAUCGGUUGCACUAUAUAAUCAUAGUACAUUACAAAAAUUUUUAGUAAGUUACUUGAAUUUAUCUUGGAUUACUAAUAGAGAAGGUAAAUUGCACGAAUUUCAAAGCAUAUUAUAUAUAUUACGAAGUAAAACAUUAAAAAUU